AUGUCACAACUUUAUUUGCUUGUGGAAUUCUCGUCGGAAGGAAAGAAGUCAUCACUAGAUGGCGUCCAUCAGUUGAGAACAACAAGAGAAAUUUCCUUUACCAAACUCUUCUCCAAAUUUUGCUCCAAAUUCGACGAGCAUUUGGCUGAGCUGUUAUCGGAAAAGAGAAACACAGUUAUUGGUAUGAUGAAAGAGAAGAAGUACAAUGAAGAAUUAUGUAACAAAAUUAUGGACUACCUUUCUGUAUUUUGUGGAUUGGCUUGGAAUUUGUCCAUUUCACCUCGAACAAGCAACUCCGAUUCACCAGUUGUUGUUGUUGCUCAUUCUUCCACGAACGAUCUUGCUAAUGAUCACAACUCAUCAGAAAUUCAACCAUACCAGGCGAGUGCAAGUGGAAACGGUGACUCUGCGGUUCUCAUUCGGGAAGAAAUUGCUGAAGAGGAUGACAUCAUGGAAGUGAAAACCUUAGAACAAAUUCAUACAUUAACUGAGUCAGAGCAAUACACUCACGCAUUGCCUACUCUCAGUCAUUUACAAUAUAUUGCAAUUUAUGAUUGGUGGAAUGAAUCAUUUGGAAAGGUUGAAACGAAUGAUGCUCUCUACGAAAUGCUCAUGAUGCUCUCUACAGCUGCUGUAUCUUUAACACAGGCAGCCACUGAGAAAUCAGAUUACAAGACAAGUCUCCAAUUGUUGAUGAAAGCAACUUCUAUUUGGAAAUUCUGUGAAUGUCAUGUAUCUCCUCAAUUUCACCACUCCAAUCCAACAAACAUGAAAUUUGUUCAAAGCAAUUCUGUGAAUAUGUGUAAACUUAUGAGUCUCUUGAGUAGAGCUCAAGCUCAGGAAGUAGCCAUUAAGAUUGCCACUGAGAAAGGUAUUACUCAAUUGGACUCGCUUGCAAAAUUAUGUCGAUUUGUGUUUGAAAAGUAUUCAAACGCUUUGAAAUUAAUUCCACAAAAUGAAUCAUGUGUGACCAAGUUGAAAAGUUAUUUACUUUUGAAAGUGAGAUUGUAUGAUAUCAUGUCUCACAUGUAUAGUGCAUUUCAUUACAACAAGAAUGAUGAAAAUGGAAAAGCUAUCAAAUUAAUAGAUGAAGCAAUGAAAAUGUUUGACAGCUUAUCAAAAUCGAUCAAAAAAGAAUACAUGAAAAUGUUAUUUGAUAACAAAGACAAAACCCAUCUUGAAAAUCAAUUCAAUUAUUUGGAAAGCGAGUUGAAUCGAUUUAAAGAGAAAUAUGCUCUCGAGAAUACAAUGGUUUAUCAUCAGACGAUACCUGAAACAGUUCCACAAGUACUCGAGUCAAAAGAAUUGGGACAUGUUGAAGAAUUUGAAUUUCCAGAGCCUCAUACUAUUUGGCAAAAUGCAUCAUUGGUUUAUGCUAAAUUUGAACUUGGAACUAUCACUCUUCAACACACUACAGAAAUGCAGCAGCAACAACAACCAUCAGUAGAGGCUCACAUUUCUUCUGAAAAUCAGAUAGAAGACGAAUUUAAUGAUUUCAUAGUAAUUGAUUCAUCUCAAAUUCCACCAGAAGCUUGUCAAAACAUUAUGAACAAGCCACAAAAACGAAAUCGACGAAAUCAAGACGAUACAUCAGAAGGUCCUAGUUUAUGUAUUAUUUUAUAG
Molecule: messenger RNA, 1623 nt
Organism: Naegleria lovaniensis
Lineage: Eukaryota; Heterolobosea; Eutetramitea; Acrasida; Naegleriidae
Exons: 2
Coding region: 1-1623 (540 amino acids)
Source: RefSeq, a predicted model, not a curated record